UUUUUUUACUGUGUGGUUUUCCACCCUGUCUCUCUGUAUCAUUUCAGACCUUACAUCUGCAGCCUCGGUGUGCGCAGAACAACCACUGUGUUCUAACCGCUGCUCUUGCUUUGAGGCUGCCUUCCUGUUCCUCAGGGUGACGAACAAUAGGAACUCAAGGUAGCCUCAAACGCCUCACAGGACCGUGCAGAGCGGAGCGGAGGACUAUAUUAUAAUCUAACUCUGGAAUAUUCUGUCAGGCUCUCUGACUGUGAACAACAUGAAGACACAUCUACGGUUUAUUCUCCUAUUUAUUCAGGUUUGUGAAGUCUUUGCAGAGGUGGUUUUUAAGCGCCUUGCAGAGGAUCAGUGUCUGGUACUCUCCUCCACUAUACAGCCGGAACAUGGCCGCCUGGUAGGACUGUAUCUGUACCACCGUGGCCCCCAGGGUCAGACCACCCUGCUGUCAGCAGCUGAGGGCACCCCGGUCCGGGUGGACCCAGAGCGAGGGGCCCGUCUGCAGCUCAGUGGGGGCCUGAACUCACUGAGGAUCAACAUCAGCAUCUCUCCCCUGCAGCUGAGGGACUCUGGACUCUACAUGUGGGAGCUGAGAUACGUACAGAAGAACGGCUCAGAGCAGGUCAUCCUUUGGGGCCAGAAGUGCUUCCUUCUGGUUGAAAGGGAAGGGGGGUCCUGCCAGUGCUCUCAUGGUUACAUCCCUCUGCUCCUGACCAUCUCUGCUGCAGCAGGGCUUCUCCUCCUAACAACCUGCUUGCUAGUCAUGGAAAAAUGUGUCAGAGUACAGCACCGUCGCCCACUGCAGCCUAACUCCCCCAUCUAUGAAGAAAUGAGCAGGAAGCAGAAGGAUGCAGGAAGCCCUAACAUGGAGCACAAGGCCCCCCCACGCUCAGAAGGGGACUUCCCGAUUUACGCCAACCCAAACAUCCGGCAGCCGCAGGACAACUACUAUGCCUCCCCUCGGCAGCUGGCCCUCAGAGCAUGAACACACUUCCGCUGCUCCCGGCAUCAUGCAGACAGGAAGUGACAUCAACACCCUCAAUAAAAACAAAGACAGCUUAACAGACAAGAAAAAAAAUGCUAUUUUAUUAAUAUUUGAAAGAAGCUCCAUAGUUCAUGAAAACAUUUGUUUCGGUGCAUGUCAUUUAACAAUCACAUUCUAUGAGGAGAAAGAGAUAUACAGAAAAACAAAAAUAAAACAUUACAAGCCACUGACUUCUCAUUAACUCUCAGUAACAUUAAAAAAGGCAAAAAAA
Messenger RNA from Cyprinodon variegatus (sheepshead minnow), 1253 nucleotides. RefSeq lists its product as uncharacterized. The record is from RefSeq and is a predicted model, not a curated record. Gene Ontology annotation, biological process: adaptive immune response. The coding region runs from base 260 to 982 and encodes 240 amino acids. Gene Ontology annotation, cellular component: membrane. Gene Ontology annotation, molecular function: signaling receptor activity. NCBI's taxonomy places the organism in Eukaryota, Metazoa, Chordata, Actinopteri, Cyprinodontiformes, Cyprinodontidae. The transcript has 4 exons.